Messenger RNA from Caenorhabditis sp. 36 PRJEB53466, 761 nucleotides. NCBI's taxonomy places the organism in Eukaryota, Metazoa, Nematoda, Chromadorea, Rhabditida, Rhabditidae. The record is from the annotation of a GenBank genome assembly.
AUGAAGCCGUUUUGGUAUGUUGGAUCGCAGGCUGGCAACAGCUCGAAUAGCAAUUCAUCAUCCUCAGUGAGUAAUUUAGGAAUUUCAUUUGUUGUACGCAUUGAAUUUUUUUCAGACAAGUACCUCGGAGCCAACGGAAAUGGUGAUUCCACCAAUCGAGAUCGGACUCCCCAAUUACAUCCCACCCAAGCCGGUUGAAGAUAAUUUUGGCUUUCGACUCAAUGGGUAAUUCGUUAAUCCAAUCCUCUUUUCAUCUCUUUUUUUGCAGAAAGCCUUUCAUCGUAGGCGAUAUGUCUCCCGACUCGUAUGAAAUCAUUAUUUCGAUUUUAUUAAAAGCUACGACACUUUUACCGCAAGUGAGUUGGAAUUGAGUUCAGGUUGUCGUGUAAACGAAUUGUCUUAAAGGUGAAAGCGGAAGGCGUCCGACUGCGUCUCAAACAUCUCGAUAAACAACUUCGAGACAAAAUUCUGACAAAUGGUGUCGUGCUAGCACUUAAGGAACUCGUAUAUGGUGAGAAAUGUGUUGCCUUGUUUCGUGAAACGUUAUUUUUUCAGCACUCGAUCGGAAAGAUUAUAUACUGGCUUGGAAGCACUUCGAAUUCGCCCAGAAGAACUACCCAAACGAGGUACUGUUCUAAAUUUUCCAACUUAAAGAACAUUUAUUUAUUAAGAUUGAUCAGCGCUGGUCGGCUGGAAUUCGAUUGCUUAUCCUCGAGCUGAAACCACGUCAACGACAGACUUCUUCCGAUUUCCAAUCAUAA